AUGAGUGAUCCUCAACAACAAGACAUUCAAUCAUCAUUUUCUUCAGAAUUACCAGCACAAUGGAAAUCAUCUGCUAUUCCACUUAAUCGAAGAGAACAAGUUCAUCGUUAUGUUGGAAUUAUCCCUUAUCCAUCCAAUCAAACUUCUGCGUUCUUACUAAUCUUAACUUGUCACAGAAAUAGAAAAUAUCAACUCAUUAUUAUGGAACAACCACAACAAUGCCGGAUGUCUGGAUUUGGAGAAAAAGAUCGACGACCUAUUGAUCCCGCACCAAUUAUUCAAUUGAUGAUUUAUGAUGAGAAUGAUCAACCCAUCGAUUUAAAAGAAUGUCCUCUUUGUGUAUUACAUGCAUCGUUAUGGUCAAAAGAUCAUCUUGAACCAUUGGAUACCGUACAAACCGUUCGUCAAAACCUAUCAUUUCCAUCAUCCUCGACAUUAAUAUCAUCAUCCAGUUGUUUCACAGCAUCUUCAAACCAAGUACGUGCCAUGACAGGUUCAUUAUCCAGUUCACCUUCACUGUUACGUAACCAAGAACAAGAAUUAGGAAUCUAUUUUUCAUUCCCUGAUCUCAGUGUUCGUGUAGCCAAUACCUAUAGUUUGAGAUUUGAUUUGGUCAUUCUAUCAGAUUCAUGUCAAACUGCUACCUCAGUAGCUUAUAUCUAUUCCAAUCCUUUUAUUGUCUAUUCAACCAAAGAUUUUCCUGGUGUCAAAGAAUCAAGUGAGUUGGCCAAGACACUUUCCAAACAAGGUUUGAAAGUAUCUGUUAAACAUUCUAUACGACCCAAAAAAAAGGAUACCUUAUCCCUAGAAUAG
Molecule: messenger RNA, 813 nt
Organism: Halteromyces radiatus
Lineage: Eukaryota; Fungi; Mucoromycota; Mucoromycetes; Mucorales; Cunninghamellaceae
Product: velvet factor-domain-containing protein
Exons: 5
Coding region: 1-813 (270 amino acids)
Source: RefSeq, a predicted model, not a curated record